UAGAGUGAGAGCCCCGCCAGCAUUCAAAAGUGACCAAAACAUCAGCCAGGAAGCAUAGGAACUGAGAAGUGGUCUGUGGUCACCACCUGCAGAAUCACUCCUUUAUUGGGGGUGUCUGGCUAAUUGCCUAUAAUUUCCACCUUUUGUCUAUUCCAUUUGCACAACAGCAUGUGAAAUUUAUUGUCAAUCAGUGUUGCUUCCUAAGUGGACAGUUUGAUUUCACAGAAGUGUGAUUGACUUGGAGUUACAUUGUGUUGUUUAAGUGUUCCCUUUAUUUUUUUGAGCAGUGUAUAUUUGAAUGCUACAUUUCAGUUAUGUGGAUUUGCAGUGUAGGUAGACUACUAUAUAGCCAACUUUGAUUCCUGUUGGUUUCUGUAAUUACCCUAAAUAUUACAUUUUAAAAAAUGCAUUCGAUUAACACACUCCGAUUUGUUUGUGUUUUAACCUCUACUCACCUUAAAGAUUUUGCUUACAAUUACACAGCAAGGUUAUGUUCAAACCAGUUACCUAUGCUGCAAUAACUUUCCUUCCAUUUUCCCAGUGACUUAAUAGUAAACCAGGAUGGACACAUCAUCCCUCAGGAUUGUCCUGUUGGGCAAGUCAGGAGCUGGGAAAAGUUUAUCAGGAAACACCAUCCUGGGAAGGUCAGCUUUUGAGUCAAAAUUAAGCUUCAAGGCUGUGACAAAAACAUGUACAGAGCAGACUGAUAAAGUCUCUGGAAGACAAAUCUGGGUGGUCGACACACCAGGAAUUACCAGUACUGAAGAAGAGCAAAUUGAAGAAGAGCAAAUUAAAGCAGAGUGUCAACGUGCCCUUGAAUCAUCCAUUCCCUGUCUGUUUCUGGUAGUACUCAAGGUAGACAGGUUCACAGAGGAGGAUCAGAAAAUAGUGAAGAAAAUUGAGAAGAUCUUGGGUGAUAAAGGAAUAGACAAUAGUUACAUUCUGUUCACAAAUGGUGAUGCUCUCAAAGGCAUGAAAAUAGAGGAUUUCAUCUUUGAAGAUGAAGAGGGUGUGCUCCCAAAAGUUGUUCGGAGAUUUGGUGCGAAAUACCAUGUGUUCAACAAUGACACUGGAAGUCAAGAUCAGGUUGAGGAGCUUCUGACUAAGUCGGGACUCUUGACAUCGAGUGUCCCAGAAAACACCGAAGACAGAAUAAUCGUGUUGCUGGGUAGAAGUGGAGUUGGGAAGAGUGCAUCAGGGAACACCAUUCUGGAUCUGAGAGGGUCUGAACAGUUUAAGUCUGACUGUGGCUUUGGCUCCGUAACCAUACAUAGUGAGGCCAAAACAGCACCGGUAGCAGGCAGGGAAGUUACUGUGAUAGACACACCUGGUCUUUCUGAUGAGGGACACUCUGGUGAGCAUGUAUUUGAUGAGAUGAUGAAGGGUUUUGUGCUCUCUGCCCCAGGGCCACAUGCCUUUGUCUUUGUGUUUGAGAUUGGGAGGGUAACAUGCAAUGACGCUAAAAUGCUUCGUCUACUUGAAAAGCUAUUUAAAGCUGAUGCUAUGAAAUAUGCAAUGGUUCUUUUCACUCAUGGAGAUAAACUCAAAAACCAACCAAUCGAAGAAAAAAUACAGGCAAACGAGGAUCUAAAACAAAUAGUUGAGAUGUGUGGUGGCAGGUACUGUGUCUUUAACAACGAAGCUGCGACCAACAAACAGCAGGUCAGGACUCUACUAGAGAGAAUAGAUGAGAUGGUAGCAGAAAACAAUGGCCAAUGUUAUGGCAGCUCUGAACUGUUUAAAAUUACAAACAAUUUAAAUCAAGAGAAUGCAAUUCGGAAACGAAAAAGAGAUCGGUCUACACCAACAGAUACGCAGACACAUGACAGCAACAGGACAUCAGCUAGAUCCAACAACAAUGACCCAACACCUGAUCAAGAAGAUCUAGGAUGGGUCUUGUCAAUGAUUAGGAGGUACUUACCAUGGUUAUGGAAUGUCUUAGAAUUUUUUAGAUCUUUUUUUACAGAUCAGUCCCCAGAAAGGGAAGGCCUACUUUCAAUGCAUGCUAUGAGCUGUUAGCUGCAAGAAUACCGCCCACUAGAUUCUAAAAGAUAUUAAAGCAGAUUGUCACUAAGGGCUCGAUUCAGUCUGUAUCACCAAUUUGAGCCGACAUACAGCAUUUACCGUGAACAUAGUACCUGUAAACGCGGGAACAUUCCCUUUAAAAUACAAUCUUUAUAGUGCUGAACUUUGGCAAUACGGAUUGAAUUGAGCCCUAAGGCUGGAGUUCAAUCAAAGACAUUUGUUAUCAAGUUUACUGUACAUGCGGAUUGCCUCUUAUCCUCUUGUUGUCCCCUUAUGCCAUAGUUUGUACAUCUCAAUUGUCAUUAGAAACCACAUUUGUUUAAGCAAGUCAGCCAUAUCAGCUAUGUUUUUUUUAAAGGCAGUAAAUGAGGCUGAAUUAACUGUUUUGGUGCCAGACAAGGCUCAGCUGAUAGCCAGGUGUUGCAGUAGUAAAAUUUUGGGACUGCCAUUGGGACAGCUUUAUGUAGGCCCUAACAGUUUGUGGGCACCGUUUGUCACCGUUUUAGUGCAAUUAAUGUAUUGUUUAGUGUUGAGUUGUGUAGUGGCUUUGUUGGCAUGCAUUCCAUAUUUUCUUUCUUGCCCUACCAAGAUUUACAUGCUAAAAUCACCACUGCGCAAGAUCAACCAGUAUCAGAUCUACUAUUGAUCUACGGACUACAGAUCUAUGUUGGUCUCCCUCUGUUUUCCGUGGCCUUUCUCCGCUGGAGAUCUGUUGGCGGAUUGGAUUGUCUGACUGACAGACUACAACUUUUUUGCAUAUGGUAUUUCAUUUGUUUUAGUGUGAUUUAUACCGUGUUGGUUUAUGUGUUCAGUUGUAGUUGAAGACUACUGAGAUAUCCGAUACUCUUUAUUGUUUGUGGAGCUGGAGUUUAUUGCAAUCUGAUUGUGCGAAUGAGACUGGUUUUACACAUCACAUUAUAGAAGGACAGUUUUGUGACUGAGGUGACUUGGGUUCACUGCACUGAUUUACCGGGGCUGGACUUUUUUAUACCCAAGGUAUGGUACACUUACCAGUGAACCAAGGUUGUUAUUGUUUUGUGGCUUUUAUAUUGGUUGUGUGAUUAUUGUGAAAAUACAACAAAGGCAAAAGAACAGUGGUUUUGAAGUUAUUUCCAAUGUUUUAAAGGUUUAUUUCCAUACUGACUUUUACAUGAGUCCUUUGUUUUGGUGUAGACUUGACGGACCAGACGGGACUCAUUCUCUCACAAACAAAAAGGAGAAAUCCAUAUUUUCUCUGGUAGGCACAACCUACCUGGCACCCCUAACAAACAAUAACCUGAAGUCAAAACUGUUACAACAUUCUAGUCGGAAUUAGGUAACUCAGAAAUGUCCGACUUGCUAAUUAAUUGAAUGUGGCAAGUGUAUAACUACAAUCAUCAGCUAGCAAGUCGGACAUUUGUGAGUUUCCUAGUUCCGACUAGCAUGUGAACGCAGAAUUACUAUGGAGUACUGUUCAUUGGUAGUUUUCGAUCAGUUUAGUGUCUAUUAUUUCUGCUUCAAAUUAAAUGCAUUAUUAUUGUUAUGAUGACAGUAUGGGUAACAAGGGUAAAUACACUUUAUGUCACUGAACAUUAUUCUCAUUCUUACAUACUGUAGCUUUUGUUUACUGUUGAUUUGUGAAAUUUACCCCUUUGUAUUCUUUUAAUGCUCAGGUUCAAUAAAACACGACAAAUG
This is a messenger RNA of Salvelinus fontinalis (brook trout), 3699 nucleotides long. RefSeq names its product GTPase IMAP family member 8-like. The transcript is spliced from 2 exons. Gene Ontology annotation, molecular function: GTP binding. Bases 562 to 2019 code for a protein of 485 amino acids. The record is from RefSeq and is a predicted model, not a curated record. NCBI's taxonomy places the organism in Eukaryota, Metazoa, Chordata, Actinopteri, Salmoniformes, Salmonidae.